Molecule: messenger RNA, 651 nt
Organism: Phaeoacremonium minimum UCRPA7
Lineage: Eukaryota; Fungi; Ascomycota; Sordariomycetes; Togniniales; Togniniaceae
Product: putative ras small monomeric gtpase protein
Exons: 8
Coding region: 1-651 (216 amino acids)
Biological process (GO): signal transduction
Cellular component (GO): plasma membrane
Molecular function (GO): GDP binding; GTPase activity; GTP binding
Source: RefSeq, a predicted model, not a curated record
AUGGGUCCGAGAUAUCAACCCUGUCGUGAAUUUCACAUCGUCGUCCUGGGAGCAGGUGGCGUGGGGAAAAGUUGCUUGACAGCCCAGUUCGUCCACAAUGAAUGGAUCGAGAGCUAUGAUCCGACUAUCGAGGACUCGUACCGGACACAAGUCUCCGUCGAUGGACGCCAAGUGGUCUUAGAGAUCCUCGAUACCGCAGGAACGGAGCAGUUUGUUGCUAUGAGAGAUCUGUACAUGAAGACGGGCCAAGGAUUUCUUCUUGUAUUCAGCAUAACAUCGCCAUCCUCUCUUUCCGAAUUAUACAAUCUGCGAGAGGAGAUAAUCCGUGUCAAAGACGAUGAGAACGUUCCAAUCGUUAUUGUAGGCAACAAGGCCGACCUCGAGGACCAGAGGGCCAUCGCCCGAACGAAGGCGUUUUCGAUCUCCCAGCAAUGGGGCGCACCAUAUUAUGAAGCUAGUGCUAGGACAAGAACGAAUGUGGAUGAGGUCUUCGUAGAUUUGUGCCGGCAAAUGCUGAGGCGGGACGACGUCCACCAAACCAUGCUCGAUAUGGAGGAGGAUGCUUACCAUACCAAAUGGGACAGCGGUAUGGUAGGCAAGAAGAAGAAACGAAGCAAACGACGAGAUCACGGUAAAUGCGUCGUCUUAUGA